Messenger RNA from Orcinus orca (killer whale), 1072 nucleotides. RefSeq names its product cyclin dependent kinase inhibitor 3 (gene CDKN3). Gene Ontology annotation, cellular component: nucleus. NCBI's taxonomy places the organism in Eukaryota, Metazoa, Chordata, Mammalia, Artiodactyla, Delphinidae. The transcript is spliced from 7 exons. The coding region runs from base 122 to 808 and encodes 228 amino acids. Gene Ontology annotation, molecular function: protein tyrosine phosphatase activity. The record is from RefSeq and is a predicted model, not a curated record. Gene Ontology annotation, biological process: protein dephosphorylation.
CCACCUCACAGAAGGAUGAACCAGUGAGCUGAGCUGAGGGGCAGAGGGCGCGGGGCGGAGGUUGAAACGCUGGUGCUGCCCGAGGUAGGAGGAGGCCGGUCUGGUUGUCUGGCGGCCAGCUAUGAAGCCGCCUAGUUCAUUGCAAACAAGUGAGUUUGACUCAUCAGACGAAGAGCCUAUUGAAGACGAACAGACUCCAAUUCAGAUAUCAUGGCUACCCCUGUCACGAGUGAACUGUUCUCAAUUUCUUGGUUUAUGUGCUCUUCCAGGUUGUAAAUUUAAAGGUGUUAGAAGAAAUAUCCAAAAAGAUACAGAAGAACUAAAGAGCUAUGGUAUACAAGACAUAUUUGUUUUCUGCACCAGAGGGGAACUGUCAAAAUAUAGAGUUCCAAACCUUGUGGGCCUCUACCAUCAGUAUGGAAUUAUCACUCAUCAUCAUCCGAUUCCAGAUGGAGGGACUCCUGACAUAGCCAGCUGCUGUGACAUAAUGGAGGAGCUUGAAAUCUGCCUUAAAAAUAACCGAAAAACCUUAAUACACUGUUAUGGAGGACUUGGGAGAUCCUGUCUUGUAGCCGCUUGUCUCCUCCUAUACCUGUCUGACACGAUAUCGCCGCAGCAAGCCAUCGACAGCCUGAGGGACCUGAGAGGCUCUGGAGCAAUACAGACCAUAAAGGUAAGGAGGGUGACCGUUCUCGUGAGGCUGUGGUCAGGGGCAGACCGUCACAGUGUAACACCUCACCAAAAGGGUAAUGAAAAUCCAAAGCACUUUAUUAUUCAUGUAUCACCUGUUUAUAUUUUGACUUUUUAAAAAUUUACAUUUAAAUAUAACCUGGAUGUCUGAAAAAGUUCAGUUUUUCAAACAAAAUAAUGAAAAAUUUGAACUUUCCAGUUUACUCUUUCAAGAUCCACUACUGUUCAGUUUUUGCCCAUUCUGUUCUGGGAAUGGAUCCUCUCACCUGGAAAAAUGAGGCAGUUACUAUAAACUUGGUAGUUUCCUGGGUAUAUUUUUGACCAAAAAGAUCUCAUGGAGAUCCUAUUACUGUAUCACCAAAACAAUUAACAAAGAUAGACG